Messenger RNA from Daktulosphaira vitifoliae (grape phylloxera), 5770 nucleotides. It is a transcript of the gene pps, whose product is annotated as death-inducer obliterator 1. NCBI's taxonomy places the organism in Eukaryota, Metazoa, Arthropoda, Insecta, Hemiptera, Phylloxeridae. Gene Ontology annotation, cellular component: nucleus. Gene Ontology annotation, biological process: DNA-templated transcription. Bases 540 to 5642 code for a protein of 1700 amino acids. Gene Ontology annotation, molecular function: protein binding. The record is from RefSeq and is a predicted model, not a curated record. The transcript is spliced from 17 exons.
UGCUACAAGGAAUAACAUAACAAUAAGGAGUCGUGAGCGGUCAGAUUAGCUAGCCUGUGGGUUUGUUGUUACCUGUCGCUGUGUUGAUCGACCAUAAUUGUACACAUUUAAAACUAUUAAAAAGAUCCUUAAAUCUACUGUUGGUGGUCUAACUCCAUAACCAUUACACCUCCUAUCACACCUACAAAGAAAUUGAAGAAAUUCUUGUAGUUAGUACGUUAGGAAAUUAAUUGCCGGCAUAACAGUGAUGUAUAACGUCGUCUGACAACAAGUAAAAUCACCGAACAUCAUGGUUUCAAAGAUAACUAAAAUUUAAGCUGUAAAGAUAGGAUUGUUAUUUCAACCUACACAAGCAAGACAGCUGCCUUGGACUAAAAUUUUUGGGAACUAUUAAAAUACUCAAAGUGCAGCCUUAAUUUUGUGUUUAAAGUACAAAGAAAAAUUAAAAAAUACUUUAUUUGAAUUUGGUGAAUGAAUAAAACUACAAUUAUAAUUUUUUUUUAAAUGUAUGAUUUCAGGUUCCUCUAAUUGAGUUCAUUAUGUCUUGUUCAAAAAUAACUGAGAAAGGUGAUGAGGAACCAGAGGAAGAGGCUGAUGAUACUUUAGUUGUCGUCGUAAAACCUGAUGGUACAGUUGCAAUAGAUCAGGCAACUUUUAAUAGAGUGAUGGAAAGUAAAAAAGAAACUAUGAAUAUCAUUCAUUUUGAGAAUAGUAGUAACAAAGUUAUUACUACUAAUUCAGAAAAUGGAGAACCAGAAAUAAAUUUAACUGUUCAAGGGUUUUAUCCUUCAAUAUCUACUAAAACAUUCUUGUCUCAAGUUGUUUCAGGUGAUGGUGAAAUAAAUACUGAUUUACUAGACUUAAAUGCAGAACAAUUAGAGCAGCUUGAAAGCUCCUUAACUGAUGUCAACAAAAUGAUCUUUGGUCAUGAUGAGUCAAGUAUAUUAGAUAUGUUGCACAAUGAAAAAGAAGAACUACCUCAAAAUCCCAUUUAUUUAGAUCAUUGUUAUUAUAAAGAUUGUUCAUCGAAUACCUCUGUUAAAAAAAACAAUGUUCUUUGUAAAAGUUCUAUUCCUCUUGAAGUUCAUAAUGUAACAAAACAACUUUUACAAUCACAAAUAGAAAAUCAAGUUGAAGAAAUUGAAGAAAUAACUGUUUCAGGUUCAGGAAAUGAAUCAAAUGAUGAGUUGUCAUCUACAAUGAUUGAUGUAUUGAAGUCUAAUAUUAAUCCAUCUCAUAAUUUAUUGAAUGAUAAUCAACCAGGUAACAGACGACCUCUCAAAGGAAAUAAAAUUAAUGAUGAAAAAUUAAAAAAUAUAGAUGUUAUCAAAUCAAGACAAGUUAUGACAAGAAAGAAAGCUGAAAAUGUUGAUCAAUCAAAUGAUUCUUCUGUUCUUAAUAAGACUAUAAAACGAAUUUUACCCAUGAAAUCCAACUCUAUACGACCAAUUACAUCAAAUAAAGGAACUCGGCAAAAGAAACAACAAAAUAUAGUUGUAGAUCAAAUUAUGUUACAGGCUAAUGAGUUAGUUCGUCAAUCUAGUAUUGAACCAAAGAAAUAUAUUCAAAAUCAAUUAAUGUUCAAAAAAAAUAAAGAAAAACUUGAAAGUAAUGAUAAUUCAUCUGACUUAAUUUUAUCAAGUACGCAAAAGUGUGUGUCAAAACUAUCGGAUGUACCAGAGUUAUUUUCUGUGCCAGACAUAAUUCAAGCUGAUGAUAAUAAAUUACACAAUAAUGAUGAUAUAGAGAAAAAUUCAAAAAAAAGAAAUUCUCUAAAAAAAGAACAAAAUCAAGCAGUUAUUGAAAAUAUGAACUCUAACUUAGAUUCAAUUUUAGUGAUAGAAGAAAAAAGAGUGAGGAAAAUUUCUAAUAAGCUUAAGGAUAGUCCAGUAAAAGAAAAAGUACAAUCUCUUGAGAGUUCUGUAACAAAAACAGUUGAGGAUAUAUUGAAUGACAUAAGCUCUAAAAUUGCAUGUCAAACUGAAAUAAUUGAUGAAGAAAACUUAAUUGAUGAGUUAGCUGAUCUUAAUGAAGACCUCAACUCUUCAAAUUUUGUUGCUCCUUCCAAUUCAAGCCAUGAUUUGAUGAAUAGUCUUUUAUCAGAUGAAAGCUUGAAUGAUAGUGGUCGUUCAAUAACAUCAUCAAAUGAUAAAUCUAAAAGUGUAACUGUGUUUUAUGGAAAAUCCGGCAGAUUAAUUACUUUACCACCUGUUGAAACUCCAAAAACACGAUCAUUAGUUAAAAAAGAACAUGUUGAAGCUAUUAAAAAAGAAGAUGAAAGACAAAGAAAAAUUUCAGAAACUUCAAAAAGUUUUACAGAUUAUAGUGAAGAAUCUGAUACUGACAGGGAUGGUAAUAUGACUUCUGAAGAUGAUCCGAAUAGACUCUGGUGUGUUUGCCGGAAACCACAUAAUAACAGAUUUAUGAUUUGUUGCGACACUUGUGAAGAUUGGUUUCAUGGUAAAUGUGUUGGUGUGACAAAAGCUCUAGGUGAACAAAUGGAAGCUCGAGGAGUAGAAUGGAAUUGUCCUCCUUGUAGAAAAAAGAAAACUGAUGAAGCUCGUAAAAAAUCAGAAGAUUCUAAAAUUAAAAUGGAAGAAGAAAGAAAAAAGAAAGUUCAUUUAAAAAGUCCUGUUAAAAAAAUAGAAGGACCUAAAAUAAACUCUACUUCAAAACAAAAAUGUGUUUCCUGUUCUAAAGAUAUUGAAAAAACUACUAGUAUCUUUUGUGAUGAUAAUUGUUUGGAUAAACAUAUUCAUGAAAGUGUAACGGCUAUAAAAGCAUGUAAUACAUCAGAAUCUCCAGACAUUAUUUUAUUUGACAAGAAAAACAGUAGAUUGAUAACUGGUGAACAAGCUCCUAAGAUAACAAACUUAAAACAAUGGAUGGUUGAAAACCCUACCUUUCAAAUUUUAAAACCAUCUGGGCCAGCAAAAUCAAAAAAAUCUCCAAUUCAAACAACUUCUAGUUCUCAAAAGUUAACUCAAUCUACUCUAAAAUUUAUUAAAAAAGAAAUUGAAAACCGUCCAAAAAAAUCAGUUCCUAGCCCAGAUAAAGUGAAAACAAAAGAUUUUAAAAAAGAGUUAUCAGAUGUACAAGAUCUUUUACAGCCUGAUAAAGUAAAGUUAGUGUUUGUAAAAAAAGAUAGUCAAAAAUUAUCGAUGGUUCAGAAAGAAUCUAAACCAGUUAUUCCACAAAAAGAUAUGCCCAAAUCUAUUCAAACUUCGUUAUCAUUUAAACCUAGUACCCAAAUUCAAUCAAAGCCUCUCCCAGUUCAAAAAACUAUUAAAAAAAAACCGGAACCUGUUAAAGAAAUUUCCAUGGAUAAAAGAGAUGAAUCCCAAUUACGUAGUAAUGUAAAAAAAUCUUUGCUUGAGUCCUUAAGUAGUAGAAUAUCUGAAGAGCCUGAAUUAAAAACAGCUGAAGAAAAUUUAGAUAAAUUAAUAACAAAUAUUGAAGAAGAACUGUAUAAUCAAUUUGGUAAAGUGGACCAAAAGUAUAAAACUAAAUACAGAAGCUUGGUUUUCAAUAUAAAAGAUCCCAAAAAUUUAAAUUUCUUUAAAAAAAUUAUGUUUCAGUGGGUUACUCCUUACCAAUUGGUACGCAUGACAGCUGAUGAGAUGGCCUCUCAAGAGUUAGCAGAAUGGAGAGAAAGAGAAAAUAAACAUCAGAUUGAGAUGAUUAGAAAAACUGAAUUGGAUUUGAUGAAUCAAUCUAAAGCUCUAGUUAUGAAAACUCAUAAAGGAGAAGAAAUAAUUGAAUCUAAAGAUAAAACGUGUGAAACAAUUGUACCUGAACUCAAUCCAGAUAUAAAAAUUGAAGAGAAAAAACCUCCGAUUCUAUUUAAGUUACCCAAAGAAGAUAGGAAAGAUAAGAAAAAAAGUAAAUAUAAAGAGAGAAGCCAUAGCAGAGAUCAUGACCGUAGACAUCACAAAUCAAGCAAAAAUAGGCAUAAAUCUCAUAAAGAUAAGAGACAUAGAAGUAGAGAUAGAAGUAAAGAUAAAAAAAUUGAAAAAGUAAAAAUUACUGAAAAUAAACCUGAUCAACCUCCUAUUGAAGUAGAAAUUCAAAAAGAAGACAAUAUAAGUGAUAGGGAACCAAGUUCAACUGUAGUUAUUGCUACACCACCUCGAAUAGAAGAAGAAGCAAGUCCUAUUUGGAAGGGAACUAUUAAUUUCACAGAUGUAGCUAGAUGCAAUGUUACUAUGACACGUUUAUCUGGUAAUAUAACUGGGUUAGAAUCUGAACUGACAUUGAGUGUACUGCAAUGUGUUGGCCGGAUUAAACAACAAACAGUAUGGGAGUAUAUGAGCAAAUUAAAGAAAACUGGAACAAAAGAUAUUGUAGUUACUAAGUUAUCAGCUAGUGGAAUUGAGCAGCAAAUGUCAUACUUAAGUCUAUAUCAGUAUUUAAGUGCUAAAAAUCGUAUUGCUGUUAUUGACAAUAAACCUUUUCCAGACAUUAAAGAUUUUUAUAUUUAUCCUCUUGGAAGUCAUAGCCCUAUACCUCAAGUGUUAUUACCAUUGGAUGGACCUGGUGUUGAUGAUUACCGAACACAUUUACUACUUGGUAUAGUUGUACGAAACUCUAAAAGACCUUGGUCUCAAGUGUGGAAACCACCACCUGAAGAUAGUUAUACUUUAACUAAUAUUGAUGAAACCAUAGGUUUACCUCAUUUAAAACCUGGAUUACCUAUAACUCAAGACAGUUAUUCACCUAAAGAAAGUUAUACUCCUCCUAGAUCGCCAACAAAUAAAAUUCUAAGUUUGCCAACACCAGUUUUGCCUCUUACAACUACACUGACGGAUGAUGAUUUGCCAUAUAUACCUGGAGAAGAAGAACCCUAUUCACCUGUUGAUGAAGACUUGCCCAAUAUAUCUGAAGAAAUAGGUGCUACAACAAAUAUUCAACAACAAAUGGAAGAAUUAACAAGAAAAAUUGAAAAAGAAAAAAUGAUGAUUCAGAUGAUGACUGCUGGAUCUCAAAGCACAGUUACAACUGUUGAUGUGUUGGAUCCUGAUGAAGAAGUGUAUAGUCCAACUAGUGAGUUAACUCCUUUAACUACAGACAUUCAGUUGCCAAGCAACAUUAAAGACAUACUUUCUUCUAUUAGCUCGAAGGAAUCACAAUCUACUGAUAUAGAAUUAUCUAAAACUUCUUUAGAUGUAGAAAAAAAAUGUAGGGAUCCUCGACAACGAUCUGCUGUAACAUCUGCUGCUGAACCACCACCUCCGGGUCUUGAAGAUGAAUAUCCAUCUCCUUGUAAUCCAGAUACUAGUUUACCACCUCCUAACUAUAAUACGCCAUAUAUACAAAUGAACUAUAUUGCUCCAAUGCCUUAUCCUUAUCCCCCUCCGGGGUACACAUACCCAACUCAGUAUAGAUCACAACAACCUCCACCUCCACCAAUUGGACCAGACCAAAGUAACUUUAAUUAUAAUCCACCUACCUAUCCAUAUAAUAAUAUGUACCAACAUCCUCCGCCACCACCACCACCUCCACCGCCACCUUAUCCACUUAAUAAAAAUAAAAAAAAAUCUGGAUAUUGGGUUGGAAGCAAUUCAAAAGAUGAACCCAAAAAGAAAAAAUAUAAAAAGUCAAAUGACCGUAGAGAUAACAAAGACCGUUGGAGACGUAUGUAAUUGUUUCCUAAUUUAUUUUAUGUAUUUUUAUAAUUUUAUGUUCUUAUAAUAUAUUGCGUAUUAAUGUUAUUUUAGAUAUAUGUUAAACAUAUAUUUUAUUAUUAAUGAAUAUAUGUAUUUAUUAUAUA